GGACACUGAGCCAUUAGCGGGUUAUUUGUCCCUCCAUCAAUCGGCCGAGGGUCUGACUAUCAUGUGGACACCUAAUCAGCUGAUGAAUGGAUGUUGUGAGGACACAGACGAUGAAAUUGAUCGCAGCCUGUACUGGGACUAUGCUUUAACUGUGUACCUAGAUGAAAUAGUGUAUAUCCACUGUCACCAGCAGCCUGACUGUGGUGGUACCAUUGUAUUGGUGGGUCAGGAUGGGGUACAGAGACCCCCAAUCCAUUUCCCCAAAGGAGGGCACCUGCUGGCUUUCCUUUCCUGUCUGGAGAAUGGGAUCCUACCCCAUGGACAGCUGGACCCCCCUCUCUGGUCACAAAGGGGCAAAGUCUUCCCAAAACUGAGAAAGAAGGGGAGUCGACUCUCUCUGCUUUCAGGCAGCACGAGUUCCACAGGAAGUAGCACGAGUUCUAGUGCUGACGAGGAGGAGGCCACGGAUUACGUGUUCCGCAUCAUCUCUACCUGCCGACCCGACAGCAUUCCUCCAGAAAUGCUGGACCCUAAAGUGAAUGUAAAGGGAGACUACUCCUGGGCUAACAAGAUUCCACGAGCACCUGCUCUGGUGGACUCAUCCUCCGUACAAAGUUACGCCAAAAUCCAGGAACAGCAGAACAGCUCCUGUCUGAAUAAGUCUGCCACAGAUCACAGGUAUCAAAUGACAACAAUUAAACAUCUGUGUGACACGAUGAAGACACAGAUAAUCUCCAGGGCCUUCUACGGAUGGCUCGCCCACUGCCGACACUUAAAGACAGUUAGAACCCACCUGUCUGAGUUAGUUCUACACAGGAUUGUCCCUGCCAGCAUUCCUUACGACGCAUCCUGUGGGCUGACACAAAGGACAUGGAGGGAACUCAAUCAGAACGGAUCGGUGUCUAAUCCAGAAGAGGUCUACAGACUUGUUUAUUAUGGUGGAAUAGAACACUGCAUCAGGAAAGAGGUUUGGCCAUAUCUUUUGGGUCAUUAUUCCUUCAAGAGUACAGAGGAGGAGCGGCAGAGAAUAGACAACCAUGUGAAGACGCUGUAUGAGAAAACGAUGUCUGAGUGGCUGGCAGUGGAGGCCAUUGUAAGACAGAGAGAGAAGGAAACAAUGGCCGCCAACAUCCUCAAGAACAUGUCGUCUGAGAGCACAGACAUGGCACUGCCUGGGCCUUUUACUCGGGGAGACUCCAGUCUGAGUAAUGAUGUGUUUGAGUCCCUGGAUGAGUGGGACAACAUCAUGACCCAGGAGACCGUCAUAGAGGAGAGCUCCACCACAGGGACUACUUGUACCCCCACCACAGACAGGAAACAGAGCCUAGAGCUCCACCUACAAGGGGAGAUAAUCACAGUGGAGGAACAAAUCUCACAAAAUAUCAAACUGAAUAGAAGAGAUUAUGUGUGUAAGUCUUUCUCGGAGAGUCCGGAUGAUGGACUGGGGGACUCGAUAGCCCCUCACAGUUCUCAAGAGAGGUCCAAACUGGACUCGGCUGAAGAUUCCGAGGGAACGGACUUCUUUAAGAGUGACAGGGAUGGAAGCUUGGAGCGAGCUGUUCACCUGACAAAACUCUCCUGUUCUUUAGACAGUGCGGAGGCUGAUGUAGAGGAAGUGAGCGAUGAUAGCAGUGAUGACGAGGAUAGCGAUGUGUCAUCAGAUCAGGAAAUGACAGAGGGGGGCAUGGCCAAGUCUACACUAGGACCAACAUCAACUGAACAAAACAGAAGAUUGUCUGCGUCUAAGGAGAGUUUGAUUUCCCCGGCCUCCCCAGCUUCACAAGGAGGAGUGUACUCAGCAGAAAUGUUGGACACUGUCGGGCUAAAUCUCCACAGAAUAGAUAAAGAUGUACAGCGGUGUGACAGGAACUACUGGUACUUCACGCCAGCUAAUCUGGAUAAACUCCGCAAUAUAAUGUGCACGUAUGUUUGGGAACAUCUGGAUGUUGGGUAUGUGCAGGGCAUGUGUGAUCUUGUUGCACCACUACUAGUCAUAUUUGAUGAUGAGUCCCUGACGUACAGCUGCUUCUGUGAGCUGAUGAAGAGAAUGUCUGCUAACUUCCCCCAUGGAGGCGCCAUGGACACACACUUUGCCAACAUGAGAUCUCUAAUUCAGAUUUUGGAUUCUGAGUUGUUUGAACACAUGCAUCACCAUGGUGACUACACACACUUCUACUUCUGUUAUAGAUGGUUCCUGUUAGACUUUAAACGAGAGCUGAUCUAUGACGACGUAUUCUCUGUAUGGGAGACAAUCUGGGCAGCUAAGUACAUCAGCUCCCCCCAUUUUGUGCUAUUUAUAGCCCUAGCGUUAGUGGAGUUUUACCGGGACAUCAUCCUAGACAAUAACAUGGACUUUACAGAUAUCAUCAAGUUUUUUAAUGAAAUGGCGGAGAGACAUAAAGCCAAACAAGUUCUAAAGAUUGCUAGAGACUUAAUUCACAAACUUCAGACACUUAUAGAAAAUAAAUAAGGAGUUUAGAAGUCAGUUCUCAUUGUCAUUUAGGAAAUUCCCUGAAAUGUUAUCAUUCAGUAAAACAAAGGCUAAGAACUGUUCAUAGUUCAGUUUAUAUUGAAUAACAGCCUUUGGUAUAAGCAUGGCAGAAAUCCCACUUGUUACAGGUAGUUAUUUUCGUCUUGUACUGUGGCUUUGCAAGUUUUUUAAAACAAAGUUUACAUACAAUGCAGAAUCGUGAAUUACAGUGAAUUUUAAGACUGUAUGAAAAUGCGUUAUUUUUUACAAAGAGUUAAAAAUGGCAUGUUUACUUGUUUUUUAAUAUCAUGACACAAUCUCAUUUUUUUUUUAUUACUGAUCUUUUCUCAACAGAAUCAGAUACAAAUUUAUUUUCUAAAUUUGUUACUUUUGCUCAAAUACAGUCGCAAUGGAGAAUGACUCUCCCUAUGUGAGAAAAGUAAAAAGCAAUAUUUCUGUUUUAAGACAUUUGUGAGUUACAACAAAUGUUGCAGACUAAGUAGUUGAUUCACUGGAUGUGAAAAUAGUUGAGUUAUGAUAACUAUUGAAAAUCUUCAAUUCUUCCAAUUUAUCUUCUUUGGUAUUACAGUGUAUAAAACAAAGAAAACUGGAGACCAACACCUUGAGGUUAAAAUUACAAAAGAUUCUCAUGCUUGGUAUAAGUUAAACAAAAAUUAAAACCUGUAAAAUUUCAGAGUUUUAGGGGGGAAAUUUACAAAUGUUACAUAUUAAAGGAAUGACAGACAGUGUUCACAAAACAAAACAAAAUGUUUUAGUAUAAUUUGUUUGGUUAUUUAAGCUUUUUGGGCCUGACAUCCAUCCCUAAGUGUAUGUUGUACAUGUAUCUCGAAUGAUGAAGUAAUAACAACUUCAGCAUACAAAGCACACUCUUUUAUAUAAUGCAUUUAGAUGCCAAAAUUGAAUCACUUUAUAGAUGUAAUGUUAUUUUGAUUUAAUGUACAAGUGUAGAUAAUAAAAUAUCUAUGGUCAAUAAAAUGUAAUACUAUUCACAACAGUGACCUCAGUUCAAUAAAUUACAUAAUGUAUAAAGUUAUGUGAACAAUAUUUAAAUUAAACUAAUGUGGUUGUGAAAAGCUGUUAAAUAUAUGCUUGUUUUUUACAGACAUUCAGUAAAUUACCUUCACAGAUAUAUAUGGCACUCUUUACUUGUUUAGUUUGUUACAUUACAUCAUGAAUUAAGGUGUUCAUUUCUAUUCAAGUCAGUGUAAAAGUCAAUGUAUACGUAACAUAAAUGAUCAUCAGCAGCUGUCAAUUCUUCAUUAGCUCAUGGUAAACAAAAUAGAUACAUUCCAUUCUUAGUUGAUAUAAGCUUCCCAGUUAUACCCACAUAGCAGACUUUCCAGAUUAUAAUAACUUACAUGUGUAUUUCCCCAUUAAAUUUGGAUGGAUAUACCUCAAAAUGCUUGUACUUAAUAUAGAACCUAUUUAAAUAAGUCCAUUGCCAACACACAUCAAGAUAAUCAUGCUGGUUUCUCCCAAUCACAGAUUUGAGAAUUAUAAAUAAAACUAUUGUUUGUUGUUGUACAGCCAUCUGUGUUAGACUUGUGAUUUUGUAUAAACUGUUAUUAUUUAUUGACUGUGUUAUUGUUGAUGAUUGAAAAUUUAAUGUAUUAAAUAC
Saccostrea cuccullata (small rock oyster) is the source of this 4109-nucleotide messenger RNA. Its product is annotated as small G protein signaling modulator 1-like. The transcript is spliced from 16 exons. The coding region runs from base 62 to 2470 and encodes 802 amino acids. Gene Ontology annotation, molecular function: GTPase activator activity. Gene Ontology annotation, biological process: activation of GTPase activity. Lineage: Eukaryota; Metazoa; Mollusca; Bivalvia; Ostreida; Ostreidae. The record is from RefSeq and is a predicted model, not a curated record.